Molecule: messenger RNA, 1368 nt
Organism: Bathycoccus prasinos
Lineage: Eukaryota; Viridiplantae; Chlorophyta; Mamiellophyceae; Mamiellales; Bathycoccaceae
Exons: 1
Coding region: 1-1368 (455 amino acids)
Biological process (GO): phagocytosis
Cellular component (GO): cytoplasm; nucleus
Molecular function (GO): histone H4R3 demethylase activity; P-TEFb complex binding
Source: RefSeq, a predicted model, not a curated record
AUGACGACGACGGCCACGAAAGAACAAAAAGAGACGAAGAAGAAGAAGAAAAAGAAGAGUAAAACGAAGAACAAGACAAAAGACCGCAAAGAAAAACAGCAUGAACCGAAAAAUGAAGAGGAAAAAAUGAAGAAGAAGAUCCGCGCGGCGAAGCGAGGCACGCGCUCUGAGCUCUCCGUCUCCAAAGGCGGUUGGACUAAGCACGGAUACGCCUACGACAACGCGAACGUUUUGAACACGACAAACUUAAAAUCAAAAGCGGGGAUUAUCGAACGCAUAUCCGCGAAAGAAGUCUCCCCAGAAGAGUUCGACAGACGCUUUUCCUCGACGAGAACGCCGUGCAUAAUCACCGACGCCAUGGACCAUUGGCCGUGCUUUAUGAAAACGUUGAAUAGCAAAGGGAAAGAGGAUAACCCGCGAGAGUGGACGAUUGAUAAGUUACAAAAAAGGUUUUCGAAGGAUAGAUUCAAAGUCGGUUCCGAUGACGAUGGGUACGCCGUACGAAUGACGAUGACUGAGUUUCAGUUUUACUGCGACGAGGAAAGGAAUCCUGACUACGGUUGCAAAAGAGACGAUAGUCCAUUAUACGUUUUCGACGGUUCUGUCUUUGAUAAAGAGAAUACGAAAGAGCUCGAGAAAGAUUUCGACAUUCCGAGUUACUUCUCCGAAGACUUGUUCAAAUACGUCGGACAUAAACGAAGACCUCCGCACAGAUGGGUCGUGUUUGGACCGCCGAGAAGUGGAUCCUCAGUACACGUCGACCCGUUAGCGACGUCCGCUUGGAACGCGUUGAUUUCUGGACAGAAACGCUGGGUGUUGUACCCGCCAGAUAAAGGCUUGUCAAAACCUCUUCUGAAACCAAAAGGUAUUGGAUUAGACGGAGAAUCAGUCACGUGGUUCCAAAAAGCAUAUCCAAUGACACAAACGCGAGAGUGGUCGGAAGUUGGCGGAUGUCCAAAGAGUUUCGACGUCGUACAAAACGCCGGCGAGAUUAUGUUUGUCCCAGACGGGUGGUGGCACGCCGUGUUAAACAUCACGCAUACCGUCGCGGUUACGCAAAAUUUCUGCACGACGCCGAGAUUUGACGCAGUGUACAGAGCCACGCGACGGGGAAGACCAAAAAUGAGCAAAAAAUGGCUCGAAAAGUUGAAAGCGAAGGGCCGACAAGAUUUAUACGACACCGCCGUGCGCCAGCCGAGACGCUCGGAGUACUCCGAGAACGAAAAGACUUCGUCGUCUUCAUCGAGCAGCAGCGAAGGAGAGAGCGACACGGAAGAUGCCGACGAUCGAAUGGUUCGAUUAAAAGAAGAGACGAGAAGAUUGGCAAAACACGGAGGCAAGCGAGAGAGAGAGGAAGAGGAGGUGUAA